Messenger RNA from Myiozetetes cayanensis, 14455 nucleotides. RefSeq names its product homeodomain interacting protein kinase 2 (gene HIPK2). The record is from RefSeq and is a predicted model, not a curated record. Gene Ontology annotation, cellular component: cytoplasm; nucleus; PML body. Gene Ontology annotation, molecular function: transcription corepressor activity; transcription coactivator activity; protein serine/threonine kinase activity. NCBI's taxonomy places the organism in Eukaryota, Metazoa, Chordata, Aves, Passeriformes, Tyrannidae. The transcript is spliced from 15 exons. Gene Ontology annotation, biological process: positive regulation of transcription by RNA polymerase II; peptidyl-threonine phosphorylation; smoothened signaling pathway. The coding region runs from base 202 to 3819 and encodes 1205 amino acids.
CGCGUCGGAGGGCCGGCAGCGGGGCUGGAUGUGCCCGGCUCCCCCCGCGCUGAGGUGGGCAGCGAUGCAGAAGGCAGGCGGCAGCUUCGCCUCCGCCGAGAGACACCCGCUCAAGAUGGCAGAUGUGUGUUGAGUUUGGGGGGCUGCGAUCUCGCGUCGUUCGUGGCGGCGUUGCCAUGAAUAACAGGCGUCCUUGCACCGAUGGCCCCCAUGUACGAAGGUAUGGCCUCGCAUGUGCAAGUUUUCUCUCCUCAUACCCUUCAGUCAAGUGCCUUCUGUAGCGUGAAGAAACUGAAAGUGGAGCCGAGUUCAAACUGGGAUAUGACUGGGUACGGCACACACAGCAAAGUCUACAGCCAGAGCAAGAACGUGCAGUCCUCCCAAGCAGCCGCCGCAGCAGCCGUCAACGCCUCCCUCCAGAUCCCCAAUCCGAGCAUCCCCUACGAACAGACCAUCAUCUUCCCAGCAAGCACGGGGCACAUCGUGGUGACAUCUGCCAACAGCACUUCUGGUGUGGUUGCAGUGUCUGGGCAAACACUGGGCGGGCCACAUAACCUGAUGCGUCGCAGCACUGUGAGCCUUCUGGACACCUACCAAAAAUGUGGACUUAAGCGCAAGAGUGAGGAGAUUGAGAACACAAGCAGCGUGCAGAUUAUCGAGGAGCAUCCACCAAUGAUUCAGAACAAUGCCAGUGGGGCCACUGUAGCCACCGCCACCACUUCCACAGCCACCUCCAAAAACAGUGGCUCCAACAGUGAAGGGGAUUACCAGCUGGUGCAACAUGAGGUGCUCUGUUCCAUGACCAACACAUACGAAGUGUUGGAGUUUCUUGGCCGUGGAACCUUUGGACAAGUAGUCAAAUGCUGGAAACGUGGCACUAAUGAGAUUGUGGCUAUCAAGAUCCUAAAAAACCACCCUUCCUAUGCCCGGCAAGGCCAGAUUGAAGUGAGCAUCCUGGCUCGGCUGAGCACAGAAAGUGCGGAUGACUACAACUUUGUCCGUGCUUACGAGUGCUUCCAGCACAAGAAUCACACAUGCUUGGUCUUUGAAAUGUUGGAACAGAACCUCUAUGAUUUCCUAAAACAAAAUAAAUUCAGUCCCUUGCCCCUUAAGUACAUUCGACCAAUUCUCCAGCAGGUAGCAACUGCCCUAAUGAAGCUGAAAAGCCUGGGACUGAUUCAUGCUGAUCUCAAACCAGAGAACAUCAUGUUGGUAGACCCAUCCCGACAGCCAUAUAGGGUCAAGGUCAUAGACUUUGGUUCAGCUAGCCAUGUGUCUAAAGCUGUGUGUUCUACCUACCUUCAAUCCAGAUAUUACAGAGCCCCUGAAAUCAUCCUUGGUUUACCGUUUUGUGAAGCAAUCGAUAUGUGGUCAUUGGGAUGUGUCAUUGCAGAGCUGUUCUUGGGCUGGCCGUUGUACCCGGGAGCUUCGGAGUAUGAUCAGAUUCGCUAUAUUUCACAGACGCAGGGCUUACCAGCAGAGUAUUUGUUAAGUGCAGGGACAAAGACUACGAGGUUUUUCAACAGGGAUACAGACUCACCAUAUCCUUUGUGGAGACUGAAGACGCCAGAUGAUCAUGAGGCAGAGACGGGGAUUAAGUCGAAGGAAGCAAGAAAGUAUAUUUUCAACUGUUUGGAUGAUAUGGCACAGGUAAACAUGACAACGGAUUUGGAAGGAAGUGAUAUGUUGGUGGAAAAGGCAGACCGGCGGGAGUUCAUAGAUCUGUUAAAGAAGAUGUUGACGAUAGAUGCAGAUAAGAGGAUAACACCCAUUGAAACUCUGAGCCACCCUUUUGUCACCAUGACGCACUUGCUCGAUUUCCCUCACAGCACACAUGUCAAGUCCUGCUUCCAGAACAUGGAGAUUUGCAAGCGGCGGGUGAAUAUGUAUGACACAGUGAACCAGAGCAAGACGCCAUUCAUCACCCAUGUAGCCCCAAGUACAUCGACCAACUUGACCAUGACUUUUAACAACCAGCUGAACACAGUCCACAACCAGACCACCAACCUGGCUCCCACCUCCUCCAGUGCCACUAUUUCCUUAGCCAACCCCGAGGUCUCCAUACUAAAUUACCAAUCUGCACUCUACCAGCCCUCAGCGGCGUCCAUGGCUGCGGUGGCCCAGCGGAGCAUGCCCCUGCAGACAGGAACAGCGCAGAUCUGUGCCCGCCCCGACCCCUUACAGCAAGCCCUCAUCGUCUGCCCACCAGGCUUCCAAGGGUUACAAGCCUCCCCUUCAAAGCAUGCUGGGUAUUCGGUUCGGAUGGAGAACGCGGUUCCCAUCGUCACUCAGGCUCCUGGGGCCCAACCUCUUCAGAUCCAGCCAGGACUCCUCGCACAGCAAGCAUGGCCCAGUGGCACUCAGCAGAUCCUGCUCCCUCCUGCCUGGCAGCAGCUGACCGGGGUGGCCACCCACACGUCUGUCCAGCAUGCGACUGUCAUCCCAGAGUCCAUGGCCGGCACCCAACCGCUGGCAGACUGGAGGAACACGCACGCUCACGGCAGCCACUACAACCCCAUCAUGCAGCAGCCCACGCUGCUGGCCAGCCAUGUGACCCUGCCCGCUGCCCAGCCUGUCAACGUGGGUGUCGCCCAUGUCAUGCGCCAGCCGCCCGCCACCACCUCCGCCAGGAAGAGCAAACAGCACCAGUCUGCGCCCCGAAACGCAUCCACCUAUGAAGUUUCAUCCUCUCAGUCCAUCAGCUCGCCCCAGCGGUCGAAACGAGUGAAGGAGAACACGCCUCCCCGCUGUGCCAUGGUGCACAACAGCCCUGCCUGCAGCACCUCCGUCACCUGCGGCUGGGGCGACGUGGCCACCAGCACCACGCGGGAGCGGCAGCGGCAGACCAUCGUCAUUCCCGACACCCCCAGCCCCGCAGUGAGCGUCAUCACUAUCAGCAGCGACACGGACGAAGAGGAGGAGCAGAAGCAUGCACCCACCAGCACCUUGUCCAAGCAAAGGAAGAAUGUCAUCAGCUGUGUCACCGUGCAUGACUCCCCCUACUCCGACUCCUCCAGCAACAACAGCCCUUACGCCGUGCAACAUCGCGCAGGGCAGAAUAACGGGAACAGCUACGACACCAAAGGGGUUCCAGAGACUCACUGCAGUGGGAACCCCCGAACGAUCAUCGUGCCACCACUGAAAACCCAGGCCAGUGAGGUGUUGGUAGAGUGCGAUAGCCUGGCACCAGUCACCACCAGUCACCACUCAUCCUCCUACAAGUCCAAGUCCUCCAGCACCGUGACCUCCACCAGCGGUCACUCUUCAGGGAGCUCGUCUGGAGCCGUUGCCUAUAGGCAGCAGCGACCAGGAGCACAUUUCCAGCAGCAGCAGCCUCUUAAUCUAAGUCAGGCCCAGCAGCACAUCACGACCGACCGCACAGGGAGUCACCGGAGACAGCAAGCCUACAUCACUCCAACGAUAGCUCAGGCCCCGUACUCUUUCCCGCACAAUAGUCCCAGCCAUGGUACAGUUCAUCCCCACUUGGCCGCGGCGGCCGCUGCUCACCUGCCCACCCAGCCCCACCUCUACACAUACACCGCCCCCGCCGCCCUGGGCUCCACGGGCACCGUCGCGCACCUGGUGGCCUCCCAAGGGUCUGCACGGCACGCGGUGCAACACACCACCUACCCCACCAGCAUCGUCCACCAGGUCCCUGUCAGCAUGGGCCCACGCGUCCUGCCCUCACCCACCAUCCACCCGAGCCAGUACCAGGCUCAGUUUGCCCACCAGACCUAUAUCAGUGCUUCUCCAGCCUCCACAGUCUACACUGGAUACCCACUGAGCCCCACCAAGGUGAACCAGUACCCUUACAUCUAAACACUGGAAUAAAAGAGCGAGAGACGCACCCAUCCCGGGGGGAGUGAGGCAGCCGCUUUUGUAUUGAAGAACAUGAGAAACUUAACAAUGCAAUGGGAGGCUCACGUGAAACUUGAACGAAGGAGACUUUAAGGAAGAAAAGGAAAAGAGGAAAGAAGGGGGAGAACCAAUUCUGCAAUUUUUAUUUAAAAAAUUAAAAAAAAAAGAAAAUGGAAAAAAAAAGAACAGAAAAAAAAAUAAACCACAAAAACCAACCAUUCUGCACCAAACUAGAGAGAAAGAGAGAAGCAGAAGGACCCUCCAGCGGGUCCUGUCUUUUGAAGAACUUCAGCAACAGACUUUUAAAGGUUAUUUUCAUCCAAUAGUGAGCUACAUUUAGAAAUUUGUUGUCCAAAACACCUAAAAUGAAAUCCAUUGGGUUUUUAAUCCUAUAAGUAUAUGAAUUAGGGAUUUAUCCAGCUUUUCAAAGGGUUUAUACCCCAUCUUUGCAGUGGUUUUCAUAUCCCAAAGUAUACACAGGUUUUGGGGGAUUUUUAAUGGAAAAAGAAAGUGGGUAAGGGAGGCUGAGGUAGGAGGAUAAAACGUUGUCCCAGUGCUCUAAAUUUGGACCUAACACUGCUACGUUUACACCCAUCUGGGCAAAUCAGGCCAUGGAGCACUGGUUCAGAGCAGAAGCAAUGGGGGUGUUUCUCCCUUUUCUUGAACACACUGGAUAAAUCCCUGAGAAAUGCUGUUCCUAAACAAGAUCUCUAAUAAUGUAUAUUGGAUUUCAGUUGUAGGUUUUUGUUUUGUUUGGGGUUUUGUUUUUUGGUUGUUUUUUUUUUAGAAAUGUUCCUUUUUAAUCCCUAGCUGUUUUAGUAUAGGAGGAGACAUUUUAGCUACCCCCCAGCCCCGGUAGAAUGUAGCACUAUACAGGUCAUACCCCUUUUUACUCUUUUGUGUUCAACUUCAACGAUACCAAUAGACUAUUCCUCAAUGUGAUUGCACAAAGAAAAGUGAUAUAACAUAGGCAUGUAACAAAUGUGAUUGUCCAGGUGUGUGUGUGUGGGUGUGUGUGUGUGCGUGCAGAUGCUGCCUUCUCUCUGUGGUGUGUUCCUCGGCACAGCCAUUACAACUGUCACAGUCUUAGUUUUACAUCAUUCCCUCGUAGUGCCUUACCGAACUACAGAUGCGGUUUAAGGGUUUACUUCCACUGGUACUCCUAGAAACUGACUGAGGCUAGUCGGAAUUUACUCUCAGCUCUUUCUCUUCUUUUUUUUUUUUUUUUUUUUUUUUUUUCUUUUUUUUUUUUUUUAGGUUGUUAUUGCCGAUUUUCUCCUUCUGCUGGUGGUGUUGGGUUUUUAACCCACGUUGUCAAUCUCAGCUCACUCGGCGAGGUGUUGGGGAGGCUCGUUGGGGUCAGAAGUGUUUUGUCAAGCACUGGAUGGGCUGGAAGUUACCGGGUCAGUUGUGAGACCCAGGGUGACUCCCAGAGGGUCUGGGGACUUGUUUCUGGACUGGUCUGUUUCCGUCCUGUUGUAAUAGCAGGUUUCCUCCCCGGAAACUGAAUUCUCAUUCUGCUGUUUGACGAUGUUCUUGAUGGAGUGGGAGGACAGCGUCCGCCCUCAUCAUCGGGUUGUCCUGGUUGUGUGUCUGAAAUGGGAACAAACAUUUAGCCCUUGAAAGGGGGAAACACUAGUUGUUGCCAACAUCUCUCACUGUGUCUGUUGAUGAGAAGGGGUUAGGAGAGGGAUGGAGUCCCAGAGCAAGCAUGAGAAAAUCCAGUUGAGAGAGUCAAUCUCAGGUUUCUUAAGUGAAAAGAGUGUUUUAAUACAUCAAGCCUUACCCACUCUAACAGAGCUGUGACACUGCGUGCCUCCCCUCCUCUCUUCUCACCUACACCUUGAAAAACUGCCUGCAGUGGCAGAGUGACCCUGGAACUGGAGAGCAUGGUGGUGCUGCAGUCCUCCACACGAAGGAAUGCUACAUGGUCGUCUUGUUUUCCAACAGUUUCCAAAGAGAGCCUUUCCUGUAGUUGGUUUGGUUCAGAGGGGAGUUUCCCUGGUGCAUCAGUACUUGGAAAUGUCUCUAGAGUACCCAUGCCUGUGGGUGUCCGAAGGAGGAAGGAGAGAAAGGAAUCUGGUACAACAUUUCCAUGAAAGCUGAAGUCUGUGUGGCUACUCAGUUCUACUCUACAUUUCCCUGUAACUAGAGUAUGAAGUAGUCAAGUAUUUUGCAAGAUGCUGGAAAAUAGGAGGUUCAUUGGCAGGGUGGUAAGGGAUGGUUUCCCUGAGUGGAAGUGAUGAAGAAGGCUCUCUCAGGUUGGAAAAGCUGACGGAAAGGCAAGCACAAAUAUAUUGGCUUGUGGUAGGUGCUUGGCUGGCCUGGAAGAAGGGAUCCCACUAUGCACAGGCUGUUCAACAAAGCUGUUGUCUUCUGGCAAACCACCAAAUAACCUCCCUGGUUGCCAGCUCUGGUUCCUGGGCUACCAUUGCACAGUUUUCUUUUCCUGCCUAUCCUUCAUUCCAGCUCAAUAUACUGUAGAUGAGGAUGCAGUCUCCCAGCAGCCUAUGCACCUUACCCCCUCUUCCAUUGGAAAGACAACAUGUCCCCUUUCACUUGAGGCAGGAAAAUAAAGCCCUGCUCUCUCUCUCUUGCAUUCCUCUUCUCUCCCACCAGUUUGGGAGCAAGAGCAUCAUGCUGCUUAUGUCAUGAAAAGGAAAGAUAAUGUUAUUUUAUUUUAUGGUUGUUAUGAUUAUGAUUAUUAUUUUAUUAUUAUUGUAUUUUACUCUGGGUUUUAAUUGCACACGCAUUCCUUAAACUUUAUAGGGUUUUUUUUCUCUUAGUAUUGUUGUUACUGUUCUUAAUUUUAUUUCUCUUCAUCAGUGGCAUUGGAAGGGUUGCUGUGAUUGUGAGAACUGCAGGAGAGAGGAGAAAUUAAAUUAUUCCAAGGAUGAAAACACUGCCACUAACCUGGGGGGUGUGAGGCCACUCAGUGAGAGUAGUUACAGCCUUGAGGAACAGGAAUUAUCCUCUGGGUCACAUCUGCAUUUAAGAAUAAGUCCAGAAACGUUCAUUAAGAGGCCAAAACCCAACAGCAGCUAACAUAAUGAUUGGUCAGGAGAGCUGGAUGAAAGGCAGGUAAGGACCUUAGCGCCCCACGAUCCAGCUCACCAUCAAUCAGUUUGAUAGGACAUUAUAUAAGAUUAAGACUUAUUUGUGCUCCAGGCCACGAUCACUGGGCCCUGUCAAUGAGUCCAAGGCCACACUACAGGUUAAGGGUUUGGUUUUCCUAAAGGAGAAAGUAGGUAGGUGGCUCUCCAGAAACAGGGGUGUUGAAGGAGCCACGGCAGCCGCAUGUGCGGCUCAGUCCCAUCACUGGAUAAAGCACACUGGCGCACAUGGCUGGCAUCAGCUGGGUAAAGCAUGGCUGCAGAUAGUGCAGUGUUCCUCCCCUGCUCUUCUGCUCUUACUGAAGGCUAGUUAGAUGUCCGCAGGGCCAGGAUGCUUGGUUUGAUUUUUUUUUUUUUUUUUUUUUGGGUCAUUGUUUGUUCCUGAUGUAGAUUUUCCCUUCUUUUAUAAUUAUUUGUUGUGGAAUUUUGUUAAGCUGUUCUGGUUGUUACAGUUUAGACAUUUAUGGUUUCGUUUGCAUUACCUGCUCUGUUAGAAUAGGGGGAAGCAGUGACUGAAUUUAAAUUCCAUUAAAAAAUUAGAGGACUUCAGCAGAGACUGAAAGUUAAUCAUGUGCUUGAGUGCUUUACUAAAGAACUGACUUAAACCCUUCAAGUUAAAUAGUUGUUUAUGUGCUCCUCUAGCCUAGGGCCAGCGAAAUCACAGUAAUGUUUUACUUUGUACUAAUUGCAUUUUCCCUGUGUUCCCAUCUGACCUGCUCUCCCACGUGGGCUCAGCCCUGAUUUUGGAUGGCUUUUGGCAGUGGAGCUGUUACAACAGCACAGGAUGGCUGUGAGAAGGGGUGCAGUGCCUAUCGAAGGAGCCACUUUUCACGUUGUCCAUCCUGGAGUUGCUGGUCUGCCAGCUGUAGGUGGUCAGGUGAUCGUGGUAAUGGGAUGCUGAUUGCAAGAGAUGCACAGCAGAACCAUCAAGUUGCGUUGAUGGUGAAACACUGUGUGAGAGCUGUUUUCUGGCGGGUAUGAGGGAGCUGAGCAACACCUCCUCCCUCACACCUGUACAAAGGCAUUGUGUGGAAAAAGGUGUGGUUAGUCACAGGGGAAACAGUCAUUUCAGCAGAGGAAGCAAAAGCUUUGCAUGCUGUCGGUACCGCACACAUAACAGCCAGCUUGUUUUGUUUGCAGAAUCCUUUGGAGAGGAAAUGGGAUUGGCGUGGUUUGGUUCAGUCGGUGUUCCUUCUGUGCAUGGGGUAAAUGGCAUGGAAACUUGAGGGGGGAGGCGAAUGUUUAGAUGCUGGAAGUUUUAUGGGUGGCUUAUGGCUGGCACAGUGAAAGAGUGGUCCUUUUCCCCAUUAUCUUGUAUUGCAUUCUUCUUGUGCAGAAAGCACUGACGUUGCCUCUCCUCAGAGGUGGAUGUUCAAUUUCCUGCUGUGAAGCCAGAAUGCAACAGGGAGGGAGAGAACUGCCAACAUGAGCAGAUUGGAUAACCCAAAUGGAAGCACUUCUCACUGUAGAUUGGGUCAAAUCUAGUCAUUUGAGAGAGCCAAUGCAAUUGCAUCUUCCUCGGCAGAGUUUUACCUGCUUGUACCCAACAAAUUGGGCCUUGGCAGGUCUCUUACUCUCUCUCUUUCUCUAGUAGUUUUGUCAUAAUAUGUAAAACAUUCCAAGAAAGGGACACUUCUGACUGUGACAAUUUUCCUUUUUUUAUACUUUCAAGGAAUUGUGUCUUUUUAGCUUGGUUUGAAAGCAAUUCCAUUAGCAAAUCUGAAGGGCAAUAAACCUGUUUUUUUUCUUUAACCAAAGAUACUUUUUUUUUAAGAAAGAGAGAAAGAGGCCCACCUACUUCAGAAAUUAAAUGAAACCACGAGUCAUGAGCACCAGGCAAUGAGGAUACACAGUGGAACUCCAUUUUCUGAUCCCUUUUUUUUCUUUGUCUCUCUCUCUCAAGUUUCUGCCAUGGUUUUGAGUACUAGCUUGAUGAGCAGAGAAAUUCACACUAAAUAUUGCUGCUAUCCUAAACUGUAGGGGAUGUCGAAAGUGUUUUUCUUCUCUCGUUACUGUUCGCAUUGAUUUAAGUGUUGUAGUGGUGACAAUGCAGUGUGGAAGUGGUGAGCUGUGUAGUGGGGAUAAGCUUCUGGAUGCUCUGCAUGCUUCUGUAGCGUCUCCUUCUCUGGAUUUAGGAUGCUGGGUUUGUUCUGUGGGUUGGACCCCAAACAGUGGUGCCAUGGUCAGGACAGGCACAGCUGGGCAAGGAUGUUGGACUUAACGCUCAUGUUCUUCCAUGGCUUGGCAAUCAGCCCAUUAGAGAACUGCAGUGCUAUUUGUGGGCCAAAUGCUAGAUACCUGUAUGCAAGGUGUGCAGGGGAUAGGCAAUGCAGAAGAGAAAAAUGUGGGAAGGAAAUGGUUUCCCCCUUCCUGUUGACACAGCUGUCCCUGCUGUGGUCCCGUGUGCUGUGGGAGCCUCAAAGCAGUUAAUCUGUGGUCCUGGGCACCAUCUAUAUCACCCCCCUCAGUGCUCCUCUGAGAAGGGCCUGUGUCUGAAGUUCAGGAGUCCCCAUCUUACUUCUUGAAGCUCACUUAUGUGCCUACAAAUCAUUUUGCUCUCUCCACACUUAGGGAGGAGAAGAUGAGUCUGUGUUGCUGAGGUUCUCCUGCUGCCAUACUCCAACAAAGCUGCCUCUGAUGAUCGUGAGAAUUCCACCAUGGGCUGCAGAGUGAGGUUUUUUACACCAUUUUUACACCAUUUUACAGCAGUGCUCGAAAAGAUGGUGACAGUCCUAUUGUCAAAGGCUGUGUGUAGGCUCCUUGCUGGAGUACUGCAUUGGAUGAGAGGCACUGGGCUUUCCAGGCUGGUCUCCAUCCCUGUGGUCCAUCCUUCCCACCCCCCGGGAACACUGUGUGUGUUGCUGUGAUGCCACCACGCUCACACCCACCCCGGGCACGCAGCGAGACCCACUGCAGGGGCAGCCCCUGGAAGUAAGCCUGGGCAGUGUGCAGGGGAGCACUGCCAACCCAGGGCUCUGUGCUGAAGGUGUCUUGUUCCCUUGGGGCAAACAUAAUCACUGGGAAUGACCCCAGAGGCAGUAGUUAGUUAGUUACAUGUGAGGAGCUGCUGAUGCAGGUGGAGGUGUGAGAACCCGUCUGGAGGUAAACUGAGGUGAGCUCUGCGUGUGUCAAAUGCUUUCAGUGGGAAAACGUGGGUUUAGAGCAUUUGUGUGUGUGGAGAGUGAAAUUUGAAUGGUAGAUUGGCUUGGUUCUUCAGAAGUCUUAGAAAGCAUACUAGGAGGCUUUGCAUUCGGCAUUUGUGGUUUGAAACUCCUGUUUCUCAUUUACGGGUUAGCUUUGUCCUUCCAGUUCUAGCAGUGCUGCUAUAACAGACUAUUCAUGUGUGUUUGAAGAUAAAGUUUUUGUUUUUAAUCUCUUGCUUAUCAUAGUUAAUCUAAGAAAGGCAAUACUAAAGGUAUAUUUUUUUCCAAAAAUGAUAUUUUUUACUGCACUGAUAAAUAUUGUGACAUCUCUGUUCUUAACUCUUUUGCUGUGAGGGGAACUGUGUGCAGAUUCACACAAACCUUGUAAAUACUUGUGUGUACUUCUGACAGCCAGGGAUUAUUUUUCCUUCCUUCUUUCCUUCCUUUCUCCCUUCCUCUCUCCCUCCUUUCUUCUCUUCUUCUGUUCCUUCCUUCCACCUUCCCUUCCUCUCUUCUUCCCUCCCUCUUUCAUUUCCUUCCUCAUUUUCUUCUUCCUUUUCUUUCUUUCUUUCUUUCAUUCAAACAAGGUUUCCUCUUGAAACAGAAAGCAAUGGGGCAACAAUGCUCAAAAAAAAGCAAAGCUUAUCCCACUUUCAGAACAUAGCCAAGGAGUUUUUGCAGUGCUGGCAUAGAGUUAAUAUUUAAGCCGAUGUAUUUUUAUUUUUCUUUUAUUUCUUUUUUUUUUUUUUUUUUUGGCAAACUGUUUGGAAAGGAAUAAGACAGAUUAGAAAAGCUUUGGUCUGGAAUUCUGAUCAGAAAUGUUAUCCAUCUAUUUUAUGGCACCUCUGAUUUUCCUUCUGUUUUCUUUUUCUUUUAAAAAAAGUAAAAAAUAGAAAAAAAGGCUUGUUGCAGGCUUGCUCGCCUGAGCUCUAGGCUGGUCAGCAACUGUCCCAGGAGUGCCUCGUGCGCUGGGACCGCCGGCUCCUUUGGAAGCAAACCCACUGAUCAGGAUUCUGGAUUCUGAUUGCUUCAAAGGGUAUCCCCUGGUACUGUGGGAUACCUUUGUUUUUUUAAAAGAAGGAUUUAAAUACACUUACAUUACACAAACUGUGACCUAAUGGCAAUAAUUACCUCAAAUGUGGGCAUUCAUCCUGGUUUUAGCCUUUUUGAAAUCAUGUAGCCAGCUUGAACUUUGAUUCAAAGACUCUGAACUCCAUAGGGGCGGAAUAGCGAUAAAUGCCCACCCUGGUCAUUGUUGCUUGAGUGAAUUCUGAAGACAGUGAAUCUUUAAAAAGGAAAAAAAAAAUAAACCAAGGAAUAGAUUACUCUUUUAUGUAUUUUAAUCAAUUGUGAUGUUAAAAUGCACAUGUAAGUAUAUAUGUUUAUAGCUACUGUAAAAUGCUUUGGCCUUCUAGAAGAUAUUAAUGAGUCACAUUUUAAACCAAUGUGAACUGAAUAAUAGACUGUGGCUACUUAACAGUUUUCUGGCUACAUUUUAUAGUUAUUACAGUGUUUUAUAGUUUACACUUAAACUGGUACUUUUUAAGGGAAAUCUUGUGUUUAUAAGUGUCACCUUCAAAAACUCAAUACAGCUGCCUCUUUUUAAUUUCACCCGUUAAAAAUGGAAAAGUACAAGUGUGUUUUUAAUAUGUAUAUUCUGUUUUGAGAUAUAACAUAGUGUUGGAAAGUCAGUCCAGAGAUGAAGUAAUCCACUGUAUUCCAAAGUCUGAUUGAAAAAACACUCCACCCACUUUGAAUAUUUAGUUCAACAGAUAAGCUAUUUGUUUGUUCUCUUGUUUUAAUAAUAUGCUUUAUCAGGCAUCCCUGGUUUGAAGCAGGGAUCACGACACGAAAUUCACUGUUCUAUGUAGGAUCCUCAUCUGGAUGAAGAUACCCGCAUCAGGAGAAUGAAGGAUAUUCAAAGGAAGGAUUGUAUUGUACUGUUGAUAAAUCAUUAGCCAAACAAUUAAUUCCUGAGUUAGUGAAUGCCUGUUUUAUUUUUGGGGUGGGGUUAGGGAUGUGUUUGUGAGAGUGUGUAUGUGUGUCUGUGUGCGUGAGCCACUCAGAGGCAAUGCUGUAAUUUGGCUUUCAUCUGUUCACCCCUUUCUUACAAAUGAUGCUUACCACCACAGAAAUGUUUUAAACCAGUAAACAAAAUACAAAGUUCACUGACCAUCUCCUUGUCAACUCUGUUUUCUCAGCCCAUGCCAGUUCCCGAUAAUGAUGUUUCUCUGCUGCUGUUACCCUGUAAUUUGCAUUUUGAUAUAUCACAUUCCCCACUCCCUGGUCUCACUUAGCCUGUCUAGUUUCUUCUGUUGUGUUCUUUCACUUGGGUAAACAACGAACACGGUAUAAAUGUCUGCUGGGCAAAAUGGUACUUUGAGGUCAUGAAAGUAAAGGAACUGGCAUUUAAAAAUAUGUAUAUGUGCUGCUCCCAGUACAAUCAGCAGCGGUGGGGCCAGGCGAGUGCAACCCGCCUCCUCCUCCCGCAGCAUCAUUCCGGAGGCCGCGCCUGCCCCACUGUCCACAUCCCCAAAGCGAUAAGGUAUCAUACGGCAAGCCAGGAUUGUCAGCAGCACUCGGGCCAGAUGGAAAAAGCCCACCCUCCCUCACCAUGCACCACCACCCAAUCCACAGGCUUUGCUGCCCCCAGCUCCUGCCUGGCCUCCUGUUCUUUUGGGAAGGAGUCAGACUUGCAAAUACCAGCACACUCAAAUGAAGGAGCCAGAGAGUCUUGAUGAAUACUUUGGCUUGCAGCUUGUUAGGCAAGAAGGGUUUCCAACACUGGCAACGCACAUCCCAUAGGAUCUGGAUGGUUACAUAUAGCACCCCUGCCCUCACAAGGAAAAAAGCGCUUCUGAGCGCUCCCACCUCACGUGGUUACAUACAACACUUCUGACUUUUAUUUUCCCCCGUUAUCCCUUAUGUGUUUGAUCUUUGUUUAAUUUUCUUUUAUAUUUUUUGCUCUGUAUUCUUUUAAAUGAAACUUCCACAGAUAUUCCAGGGCACAACCAUUUCAGGUGUAAAAAGGAUCUACCCAUCCCAUGUUUCACCAACAAAGCAAUCAAGGCAUUUUGGGUACCAGAUUCUACUUGGGCAGAACCAGAAUGUAGCCUGUAUAUUUCAUACCAAAUCCAAUUUCUGAAAGGAGAGGAAGUGUCAUUAAUAGCUUUAAUAAAGGAGUGUGUGUGAGAGAGAGAGAGAGAGAUAGAGAGGGAGCGAGAAAGAGAGAAGAAGGAGGGGCAUCUUGGAAGGUGAAAAGUCUAGAUUAAGGUAGUUAAAAAUGAACCAAUGGGUGAAACAUUUUUUUUUUAUAUGAGCUGUAAAAUCCUUUUAAAAACGGAAGGGGUGAAAUGGAGGGAACAUUUUAUGCCUUUCGACUGCCCACAAGCCCAGCGUACUCUGGAUGGAAAGUGGAAGUUAAUAUACACUGCACCAAAAUUAUUAAGGGGAAGGGGGGGCGGAGCUGUGAAAUGCUAUUGUAAUCACAAGAGAAAAGAUGCCCCUGCCCCAGCUCUGGAUCUCAAGUGGUUCUUUCUCUACAGUAUCAUCUCAGCCCAGUAACCCCACGAAAGCCCUGAGCCGUUGUGUUCCUUCACUGUACGGUUUCUGUAAUAAGAGUGUUAAUCCAUGUUAAUCUUUGUGAAAAUUAUUGUGUGCAACAGUAUUUUCUUGUGUACUGCUUUUUACCUAUGUGAAUUGUCCCUUUUCUGUUUUCUUUUUUUUUUCUUUCCUUCCUCUUUUUUCUUUUUCUUUUUUCUUUUAGUAAUAUGUCUUUCUUCUUUUAAAAGAAAAAACAAAAACAAACUGAUGUGUUAUAGACCUAUAUGUAACCUAUUCCUUAGUCUCAUAUUAUAGGUAUGUUAUAAGAAUGGAUAUUUUACUUGGCUUUAGAAUGUUUUACAAGAAAACUAAUUCUUAACCAAUCAAGUUCUUGCUACUAAAAAAAAAAAAAUGCUUGUGUUUUUCAUCAUGACGUUGUGUGCUUCUAAUUAAUAAUCAUUUUCGUUGUAGAAAAAUGGAGUGAAUUUAUAUUAGUCUUGGAAACUAAUAAUAGCAUUGUAAAUUUAUGAGAUGAUUUUAACAGAAAAUACAUUAUAGAAGAAUAUAGUUAUUUUAAUUGUAAUAUUACUAACUGUAGGGUGAGAAAGGAGGUCCCGUUGUGGUGAACUAUGUUAUAGCUUGUUAUUCACGGUUUCUUUUUGAUCAUUUUUUCGGUCUCUGAGGUGAAACGAGUUAUUAAUCAGAAUUUGUCAACUCACAUAUGCAUAUUGUAUAUGUGUAGAAAUGUAAUCACACUUUGUCUUGGAAUUACAUUAAACUGUUUUAAGUCACUGCAAA